AGAGUGCUAGUUUUGUAUUUGAAUUGUACAGAAUUUAUUUAAUUUUUAUUUAUGAUGUGACAGAAGAAUAAAACAAUUUUCAUUUGCUAUGGAUUUAACAUAUUAUCUACAUUAUGCUUGCAAUCUGCAACCAAUGUGAAGAAAAUUUGCAAUAAAAAUAAAUAUAUAUGUAUGUUAAAUGUCAAUAUACACACGUAUAACCGAUCGGAGGGCACAUAAAAAUGUUAUGGGCACUGACACAUGUUUGAUUUUUAACCUCUUUUUCCCUCUCUCUUUUCUCUCUUUUUUUUGUAGUAAGGAGUAAAUGUCUGGCUAGCACAUCAUGUGGCACGCGCCAUGAACGGAAUACAUAACCGACAAUAACUACAUAUCAUCUAGCAAGUGUUGCUCUGUCAUAACCUGCACCUUUCGACAUUAGCAAUAAAUAUAGUGAUUAACAUAGUAUUAUUACCGAUUAUUGGAUAUAUCGGUUACAUUGGCUAUGCGAUGAGUUGUAUUCCCAUAGAACGAUGCCUGCUCACCGCAAAACUCUUGUAUUGAAAUUGUCAUUUUGCACACUAUAUAUAAUAGGUAUUUUCAUUAUCGCUCGGCAAAUAUUUCGUGCCGAUGACAAUUCUAAGAGUUAUAAGGAUCAGCUACCAUUUCCAAGAGAAGACAAUAAUUCGCAGAUACAGAAACAUGUGAAUAUUGCAUUACAAAGUUUGCAGAAGGAAAGGUAUGAGAAGCAAAUAUUAAAGUUAGAAUAUGAUGUUGUACCUGGACUUGGUGAAAAUGGACAACCUGCUUACCUUUAUGGAAAAGAUAAGUUUCGAGGUGAAGCAUCAUUGAAAAAAAAAGCGUUGAACGUUGUUCUCUCAAAUAAGAUAUCAUUAACUAGAAAAUUACCAGAUAUACGCAACCCACUAUGCAUGAAUCUUACAUAUGACAGAUUAUUACCAAGUGCUAGUGUUAUAAUUAUUUUUUAUAACGAACCAUGGAGUGUUCUGUUACGUACAGUACACAGUGUCCUAAAGGAUUCUCCACCACAUUUGUUGAAAGAAAUUAUUUUGGUUGAUGAUCAUAGUGAGGAAGAAGAACUUCAGGGACAAUUGAAUUAUUAUAUUUCAACACGUUUACCUGCAAAAGUAAAGUUAUUAAGGUUAUCAUAUAGACAAGGACUGAUACGCGCUCGUCUUCAUGGAGCUAGAAAUGCUAAAGGCGAUGUUCUUGUUUUUCUGGAUGCACAUUGCGAAGUUAUCAAAGACUGGUUACAACCAUUGCUACAGCGAAUAAAGGAUAAUAAAAAUGCUGUAUUGAUGCCAAUAAUUGAUAAUAUUUCCGAGGAGACACUAGAAUAUUUUCAUGAUAAUGAAGCAUCUUUCUUUCAAGUUGGUGGAUUUACAUGGUCUGGUCACUUUACAUGGAUAAAUAUUCAGAAGCAUGAGAUCGAGUCACGUUCCUCUCCUAUAUCACCAACUAGGUCUCCUACUAUGGCAGGUGGUUUGUUUGCUAUUAACAGAAAGUAUUUUUGGGAAAUUGGUAGUUAUGAUGAUAAAAUGGAUGGUUGGGGAGGAGAAAAUCUGGAGAUGUCUUUCAGAAUUUGGCAAUGUGGUGGUACAUUGGAAAUCAUUCCUUGUUCUCGAGUUGGUCAUAUUUUCCGAAACUUUCAUCCAUAUAAAUUUCCAAAUGAUAAAGAUACUCAUGGAAUAAAUACUGCUCGUUUAGCAUUUGUAUGGAUGGAUGGAUAUAAGAGAUUAUUUUUGCUUCAUCGUAGUGAGUUCAAGGAUAAUCCAAAACUUUUUGGAGAUAUAAGCGAACGUUUAGAAUUGCGUAAAAGACUCAAAUGCAAAAGUUUCAAAUGGUAUCUUGAUAAUAUUUAUCCAGAAAAAUUUAUCCCUGAUGAAAAUGUGGUGGCAUAUGGCCGUGUUAGAUUACGCAGUAAACAAUUGUGCCUAGAUAAUUUACAACAUGAGGAAGAUAAACCAUACAAUCUAGGUUUAUACAGUUGUCAUACUAAAUUAUAUCCAAGCCAGUUUUUUUCAUUGAGCAAUUCUGGCGAAUUACGGAAGGAAGAUACUUGUGGGAUAAUAUUAGAUGACAAUCAACAACCACAUGUACAAGUUCAAAUGACCGAGUGCAAUAGUGAAAAUGGCGAAAAAGAUUGGAUAUUGACUAAUGAUGGCAGAAUAAUACAUGUAGAAAGUGGACUCUGUCUCGAUGGUACUGGAUUACAUAGUGACGAAAAUGUACGAGCGACUAGCUGCGCUAAUAUACCGGAUCAAUUUUGGAAAUUUGAUUUCUACAAUAAUAAAAUGCUAUCUGCAUAGCAUAUAUUUAUUGUAUAUACUCGCGUAUUUAGAGUACAUGCAUUAAUUGGAACACAUUAAUGAAUAAUAAUUUUUUACUGUUUCUGCUAAA
This is a messenger RNA of Cataglyphis hispanica, 2397 nucleotides long. Its product is annotated as polypeptide N-acetylgalactosaminyltransferase 1-like. The coding region runs from base 510 to 2306 and encodes 598 amino acids. Gene Ontology annotation, cellular component: Golgi apparatus. The transcript has 10 exons. Lineage: Eukaryota; Metazoa; Arthropoda; Insecta; Hymenoptera; Formicidae. The record is from RefSeq and is a predicted model, not a curated record.